This is a messenger RNA of Paralichthys olivaceus (Japanese flounder), 939 nucleotides long. RefSeq names its product axonemal dynein light intermediate polypeptide 1-like. The record is from RefSeq and is a predicted model, not a curated record. Gene Ontology annotation, molecular function: dynein heavy chain binding. Gene Ontology annotation, cellular component: axoneme; filopodium. NCBI's taxonomy places the organism in Eukaryota, Metazoa, Chordata, Actinopteri, Pleuronectiformes, Paralichthyidae.
GGAAACAGUUUGAUUCAACAAAGCGUUUCAGCAUUCACACAGUAUUUUCAGCAAGUACUGCAUUUUUUAAAUACCAAAAGAACACAAAAGUCAUGAAAGAUGCCGCUCUUUGGGAACAAAUUCAAGCUAUUUAAGUCUCAUCCUCCUCCUGGACUUGUGUCCAAACAUCUUACGAGGAGUAGUCUAAAGCUGAGGUCUCAGCAGAACUUCAACUCUGUUCCACCAUAUCCUAAACCCAAAACCACCUCCACUGAGGCCACUGGGCUGGAAAUUGUGGAUAUCCUGGAUGACAUCUCUCCACUCAGGGAAUUUUUGCAGCAACAGCAAAACGUCUCUAGUUCAACUGUUUCAAGACUAGAUGUUGUGCGCCUCCAGGAACUCCUGGACACACAGCUGCAGCAGAGGCAGGCCAAGGAAACAGGCAUCUGCCCUAUCCGCAGGGAGAUCUAUUCCAAGUGCUUUGAUGAGCUCAUUCAACAGGUGGCCAUCGACUGUGAUGAGAGGGGUCUGCUGCUGUCGCGCGUCAAACAUGAGAUUGAAAUUUCCCUUUGUGCCUAUAAGACACUGUAUGAAAGUGGUGUGGCUUCUGGCAUGAGGAAGUUCCUGCAGGCUGGGAAUGGCAAGGCAGACAUGGAGAAAAGGAUUUCUGAUCUGGAGAAUGAGAUACACGACCUGAGGAAGGAAUUGGACCAAGAGAAAGCAAGAUCUGAUGCGACUGAAAUAAGCUCAAUCGACAAGCAGAAGGUGGAGAAUGAGAGGCUCACAGAGGAGCUAGAGUUCCUUAAGACAAGCAAUGAGCAACUUGAGUUCCAGCUGCAAGAGAUCAACAAACUGAAGAAAUUACAAGAUAACUAAAGCAUGUAGUUAUGCAUAGACUGCAGGGGGAACUCCCCUCAUGAACUGGGUUAGGGACUCUUUCAAUUCAAUUUUAUUUGUAUA